Messenger RNA from Bolinopsis microptera, 2946 nucleotides. Its product is annotated as leucyl-cystinyl aminopeptidase-like. Gene Ontology annotation, biological process: peptide catabolic process; proteolysis. The record is from RefSeq and is a predicted model, not a curated record. Gene Ontology annotation, cellular component: cytoplasm. The coding region runs from base 147 to 2819 and encodes 890 amino acids. The transcript has 12 exons. Lineage: Eukaryota; Metazoa; Ctenophora; Tentaculata; Lobata; Bolinopsidae. Gene Ontology annotation, molecular function: peptide binding; zinc ion binding; metalloaminopeptidase activity.
AGUGACAGCUGUACCACAUACCAAUCUUUACACGUUGCAUGUUCUGGGAAAGUUAAAGGUGGAUUUGUUUUUGGAUUGUUGUUCGUAUUGAACGUGUUGCUCGAGUUUUUUGGUUGAAGAUUUGGUCCACCUCCAGACGUCAUGUUAUGAUUCAGGUCUUAUUAGCCACAUUAUUCCUGGUGCCCUCGGUGCAUUCUACUCGUCUGUCAAGAGAUGUUAUACCCUCUAAACAGUUUCUACACCUCAAAUUCGACUUAGAAAAGUGGAGUUAUGAGGGCCGGACAGAGAUUCAAAUUGAAGUGAAGAAAAAAAGAGACAACAUCUGGCUCUAUGCAUCAGCUAAACAUUUCAAUAUAAGUGCAAUAGUUUUGGAAGACCAUGAAGGGAAAAUAUGCAAGAUUGCGAAAACAACAGCUGAUAAAAAGAAGAAAAUAUUGUUUAUAAAGCCACAAAAUCCGGUAGAACCAGGACACUACAAGAUAAAACUGCGGUUUAGCGGGAAAGUUCUAGAAGCACUACAGGGAAUGAUAAAGUCGGGCUACGUGGACAGUAAGGGACACAAACACCACCAAGUUACCACCCACUUCGAGCCAGACAAAGCUCGUGAAGCUUUCCCUUGCUUUGAUGAGCCAUCCUUCCGUGUCAGGGUUCAGUUAACAGUGGAACAUCCCUCUUCACAUCACGCUAACUCUGCUGGUCCCAUCAAAUCCCGGACACAAAUAGGUUCCGGAAGAGUCCGAACAGAGUUCGAGGAGACUGCGAGUAUGAGCGUCUACCUCCUUGCUAUCAAUAUCCAUGAUAUGGACAGGGUCAGCGUGAAAUCAGGUCGUGGUGUGCCCGUUACAGUGCUUACGCCGAACUACGCUAAAAAACAGGCCCUACGGACGGCGAAACUUGCGGCACGAUCGCUGGACUUCUUCGAGAAGUAUCUGGGAAUAAACUAUCCGUUCAGGAAACUAGAUAUCAUCGGAAUAUUCGACUUCAACGCUGGAGGAAUGGAAAACAUCGCCAUGAUCCAUCUUAUGUACGAUUGUGUGUACAGUGCAGAUAGUGCAGUGCCUCCCAAGUCACAGCUGUUUUGCCGGAGUGUGGUAGUGCACGAGGUUUCACACAUGUGGUUUGGGAACAUGGUUAGUCUCAAGUGGUGGGAUGAUCUCUGGUUAAAGGAGGGUUUCGCGAGGUUUAUCACCCAGUACGCACAAGACCACAUGGGUAUAAAAGAUAGGAGUCCUGGAGACCAUGAACUUGGUCUUGUGAGAAAGGGCUAUGGUGCAGGGAUAGGGGACGACAAAUAUCGGUUCACGAAACCCGUGAGGCAAAAGUUGAAGGACUCUUACGGGGCUGCAGCUAUGUUUAACAAUUUGUCCUAUGCCAAGGGCUCCUGGAUACUACGAGCCAUUCUCAAGCUGAUAGGAGAGGCAAACUUCCAGAAAGGUCUACAAAAAUACUUCCGAACUUAUCAUAUGAAAAGUGCUGACUUUAACGAUUUCACGGGAUGUUUCGAGAAUAUCACGGUUAAGGUAUCAGUGAGAAAGUUCAUGGAAAACUGGCUUAACGAGCCAGGUUUUCCGAUGGUAAAAAUUACAAAGGGCAAUGGCAAUACUAUUUCCUUAACACAAAGCCGGUAUACGCCCAAAGGAAACUACCAGACCAAUCAAGUUUGGCUUAUUCCGGUGAAUUUCAAAUCGGAUGUCGAACCUCCGACAAAAUACACAUUAUGGGAAACCAAGAGGGGACAUCACACAUUUUCCAAACCAGUAAAAUGGUACCUCCACGACACACUGAACACGGAAUUUGCUAUCCAUCUCUACGAUAAUAAGAACAUGAAAACACUGGCCAAGGAAUUGAGAGGAAAUCAUAAAGUCCUAUCUGACAUGCAACGAACAAUCUACACGAUCAAUCUACUUGAAAACUAUGACAAUGGCAGAGUCAGCGCAGAUAUUUUCUUGGACACCUCCCGCUACGUCCUGCAUGAAACACAAGGAAACAUUAUAGAGCGGUGGGUUAUCAAGCUACUGCACUUUAAAACCAAGCUUUAUACAGCAGAAAACCGGUUCCUAUUUGAACGAUACUUCAAACAUGUGCUCAUAGGUCACGUGAGAUCAGCGAUGAAAAGGGAAAUCGAGGAUACCACGUCCUGGAACUUAAAGAAGUUUUACAAAUGGAUGUUUUACUUUGGAGUUAGAUGGGGAGAUCGCACCGCAAGAGCUCGUUCUAGGCGUGUCAUUAGACAAUUUUUGAAAGGGGAACAUGUAAAUAUUGUUUACCUAGCAUUUUGUUUGAGGUUCUACAGAAGGGUUAAAAAGAGCUGGGGUAAGAUUUUCAAAUUACUCACCUGGUACCCACGAUCAAUCAAAGAGUACGAGAUAAUUCUAGCUUACGUUUGCCAGACACGCAACCCGAAACAACAGCUGUACAUCCUGAAUUACAGUAAAAGAUCGCAGAUAAUGCCACGGGCCCUGAAGAAGAGAACAAUCUGCUACGUAGCCUCGCGGAACCCAGGGCUAACUUGGAGAUGGUUUAAGAAAAACUACAGCUACUAUUUUGAGAUGUACGGAGAAUCUCAGUUCUCGUUUGACUCCUUGUUAAUGUGUGUUACCAGUGGUCUCGAAACACGACAACAAUAUGAGGAUGUUACCCAGUUCUUCACCAAAAACUCCUCCGGUACUGGGAAGGCUGGAUUGAAACGAGGCAUGGACAGGAUAACUAAAAACAUGGCGGAAACCAAGGAUGAUGGAAGUCAGAGCAGACGGGCUGAUUACGAUGAAAUAUUUGCUAAGUUCAUAAAAGGUCUAAAUGAUGGGGAAAUAGCUGUUUAAAAACGAUACUGUCAACCAUAAAAAUGCAACGCAUAUCUUACUGAGUAAAUGAUCGAAAUUUUACGUCCAAAACCGACUAUUAUCUGUAAAACCAUAUUUUAAAAUGAUACUGCUAUUGGAGUAAUCG